This is a messenger RNA of Mesocestoides corti, 1326 nucleotides long. NCBI's taxonomy places the organism in Eukaryota, Metazoa, Platyhelminthes, Cestoda, Cyclophyllidea, Mesocestoididae. The record is from the annotation of a GenBank genome assembly.
AUGCAGCAGACUCGAAGGGUUUCCAAUUUUCCAAUUUGGCUACCAGUUAUUCGCGCAAGUGCAAUGGGUUGGUUGCCUCUAUCAAGGAAUCCUUUACCAAAGUUUCCACGUGAUGAGUCCUUUGAUUUAUCUUCUUCUGCAGCCUACAGCAAUGCAAAGUUGCAUAUUAACGUCUCAGGAGUAAAGUUUGAAAUUUUUCGCUACUUUGUUGACCAAUACCCUAAUACCUUACUUGGGUCAACUGAACGUGAAUAUUUUUAUGAUGAUGAUACGAACGAGUAUUACUUUGAUCGUGAUCCAGCAAUUUUUCGAUAUAUUAUUGACUUCUAUCGACACGGAUUUUUGCACUUUCCACGUGCUGAUUGUUUUCUUGCCUACGAGAAGGAAAUGCAAUUUUUCCGGAUUUCGACUGAAUGCAUGGGAGAUUGCUGUUACGAGUACUUUCAGGAUUGUCGUCGUGAGCACUCUGAACGCCUUAGAGAGGGAAAAGCCUUAGAUAAAUCGAGAUGCAUUGCACCAUCAACGUGCAGGCAAAAAUUAUGGGCAUCAUUUGAAAAUCCCGACAAUUCAACUACAUCCCUUGUUAUUUACUAUGUAACAGGAUUUUUUAUUGCUGUUUCGGUUUUGGCUAAUAUUGUUGAGACCAUCCCCUAUCCCGAUUUUACACCUGAUGGCACCAGACCAUCAAUUGGGGAAGUCUAUUCUGAUGCAUUUUACUGCCUGGACACUGCUUGUGUUCUGAUGUUUACUGUUGAAUACCUGGCCCGUCUUUACUCAGCACCAAGACGAUGGAUAUUCUUUCGGUCUGUGAUGAGUCUUAUUGAUGUCGUAGCGAUUCUACCCUUUUAUAUAGCAUUGAUGCUUCCAAGUAAGAAGACAGUAUCGGGACCAUUUACAACACUCCGAGUAUUUCGUGUGUUCCGAGUCUUCAAAUUCUCGCGUCAUUCCCAGGGUCUACGAAUCCUCGGCAACACACUCAAGUCUUGUGCCUCUGAGCUUGGAUUUCUUCUUUUUUCCCUUACCAUGGCUCUUAUUAUCUUCGCUACUGUCAUUUACUAUGCUGAAAGAGGGGUCCCCAAUAAUACUUUCAUUAGUAUACCCGCUGCUUUCUGGUAUACGAUAGUCACAAUGACUACGUUGGGAUACGGAGACAUGGUACCGAAAACUAUUCUUGGUCAGCUGAUUGGUGGCACGUGUGCGCUUUCAGGAGUUCUUGUAAUUGCACUUCCAGUCCCAUUUAUCGUGUCCAACUUCUCUCGGAUUUACCAUCAAGGUCAGCGGGCGGAUAAACGAAGGGCUCAAAUGGUAAGACGAUUCACUUUAUAA